GGAAAAAUGAAAAAAUAGAAGAAACAAUGCCACCGGCGUCCCACCCGCGUCCCCUCGCUGGACGGUUCAAGCGUGGGUCCGGGAGGAGAUACGCUGCCCUUGUACUCCGUAUCGACUCAUAUCACUCAUAUCACUCAUAUCACUCCACUCGCCUUUCUACUUUCCUUCUCCUCCCUCCCCCUCCUCCUUCUCUUCUCCCCUUCUCCGGCUCUUGAUCGACUCUUGAUCGACUCUUGAUCGACUCUUGGCUCUGAUCGAGCUGCUCUUCGCAUCUUGCGAUUCUGUUCUUUUCUUCCUCAACUUGGCCAUUUCGUUGCCUUGCCUUGCCUUGCCGUUCCUUUCCCUUCUCAUCACCACCACCACUCAUACGACUACCCACAGGCUUGACGCCAAAAUACCCUCCAACGAAAGAUUACUGCAAACCAGCAAAAUAAAAGUAACCCAUCGUCGAUUCACUACUAUAUUUCCAACCCUCCAUCGGCUGCUUGGCCGGCCCUUUCACUCUUUUGUGUGUGUGUUGCGUUCCGAUUAUUCGAUUCUCCAAUAUACCCACCAAGCCGACUUUUCAUUCACUUCUCGACUCGAACUUCGGAAAAUAUCCCACCUCUUCUUUCUUCCGAGAUAGACUCGUCCCGAUUUCGCGCCAGUCGCUUUGGAGUCCCAGAGUCGUGCAGUGCAGCCUUGCGGAUGCUGGCAUUCUGCACAUCCUAUAUACUUUCUGGCAGAGGACAUACGCCUAUCCGAUUCCAACAAAUUGCGCGCACACCAUUUCGCUGUUAAACCGACUUCGAAGAUGCAAAGGCGCUCUACAUACAUCCCACUAUAAACCAUUACACCCGCAUUGGUUGCAAUGGAUUUGCUGCCCAUACAAAAACCCAGCGACAUAAGUCGCGGCGGCGGCUCCGUGAAGCGCGCCAGGGAACAGGUGGAAAGGGAACGUCUACAGAUGACCUCGGAAUCACCACGGAUGCGCCAAGCCCAACAACAGGCGCGCGGCGAGAACCGCCCGAGGCAACCUCUACCACAAGCCAUUACGGCGUCGCGAACCGGACAGGGAAUAGGAGCUGCGAUAUCGCGCCCGACGCCUGCCCCGCAGAGGCCUCUCCCGUCGCAAACGGGGAGGCCGCAGAUGAAUGAUAACGCGCAGCAAUACCAACCUCCGUCGGGGCGGGGUAAGGCUCCUCAGAGGCCGCCUCGUCCUAGUCAUGUCCCGUCGAUUCUCGAUGCCUCGAAGCUGCAGGAUCAUACGCCGUCGUUUCCGUAUCAACCUAAACCAGGGCCGUCACAGCCUGGAUCACAGUCGAGGGAGGCUCAGCAGCAUUUAGAUGAGAUGCGCUCGCCGGAUGUUUUGUCUCCAGUGACUCCAAUGACCAUGCAAUCAAGAGCCUCGACAAACUCCUCCAUCGGCACAAUCCCCGACUUCCCCGUCCCGGUAACCGGCGCGAACUACAGCACAACCGGACUCGGACCCCCACCCUCAUCCCGCCGCGGCCCAUCCUCCUACUACUCAAUGCAACCCUUCGUCCCCAUCCCCGAAGAAAUUCCCAAAGCCCCCACCGCCGCACACGGCUCCUACGCCUCCAGCACCGCCAUCCCCUCCAACUGGGGCGCGAUGGGGUACGGCUACGAGACGGACCAGCAGGCGCUCUUCGAUAAGGAGAUGAUGAUGGAUGAGGGCGCUGAGUCGAGCGAGGGCGUCCGCAGCGCGAGCGUGGGGAAGAGGGCGAAACCGCCGAUCAUCCUGAGGAAGGAUCAGCAGGUGAAGACGCCGCUGCAGUCGAGGGGAGGGGUGUUGGAGAAGACGAGGCAUUUGCGGGUGGUUGGGGGGGCGGAGAGGAAGGGGAUGCCGAAACGGGCGGAUGAUGCGCAGGGGGGGAUGAUGAUGGUGCCGAUGGCGAUGCAGAGGGAUACGACGUGGCCUACUUUUGGACUGGAUUCGCCCACAGAGGGGAAUAAGGAAUUAGGUGAUCUGUUGUCGUCAUCUGAUUCCGACUCAACGCUCACCUCUUCACCCACCGCGAUCGAGAUGGAGAAACUGGCGCCCAUCGCAGCCGUCCCCGCAGCAGUGAUGAUGAAUUCGCGAAGUCCGUCGGGAAGUCCAUUUGACAUGGGCGGCGGCGAGAGGGAAAUCCAAUAUAGCCGCAACUCCGCGAUCCGUCUCCCCUCGCGCCUGAACAUGGAUACGGUGCGCGACGCCGAGGCGAGGGGGAGUCUAACGAGUCUCCCUGAUCUGAUUCGGCGAGCUACACGGUUGGCGUCGAUGAUGAAUGAGGGGAAACGGCCGGCGAGUAGGCUGAAUGAUCUUAAUGAUUUUCCUCCCCCUGGGGGAGAGAAGGGGAGGGCUGGGAAUGGUCGCCAUCGCAACACCCCCUCCGGAAUCUCAGGCAUGCUCGCCGCCUUCCCCCCUCCAGGCCUAGCAACCCCCGUCGAAACCCCAAAAUCCAGGUCCCGCUGGCCUGCCUACGAGUCCUCCCUCGCCGACCUCCGCACCCGCAACGGACGGCGCUGCUGCGGAAUGCCGAUCUGUUGGUUCCUGAUCCUUCUCAUCGCCCUUCUUCUCGUGAUCACCGCCGCUAUCGUGAUACCCCUGGAAUUGCUGGUGCCGAACAAGAAAGGCGAUGCGAAUAAGAAUCUCUCGGCGCUGGAGGUGUGCGAGAAGGAUAGUAAGUGUAAUAAUGGCGGGCAGAGCAUUAUUAAUGGGGGUGUGUGUAGUUGUAUCUGCGUUAACAGUUUCACUGGCACGAACUGCGGUGAUAAAUCGGCUGUUGGGUGUACGACGGUGAAUUUCACCUCCACCGCUACCUCCCCCGCAGACGCGAAGACAUACACAGAUGUAACAAUCGGCGCCGCCAUCCCUGCGCUCAUCAAAAACGCGGUGGCCGGUUACAACAUCCCCCUCGACUUCGCGAAGGUAGUCUCGCGCUUUAGUGAUGCGGGUCUAAGCUGUGAUGCGCAGAACGCGAUUGUUUCGUUUAAUCCUGGGGCUGUGAGCGAGAGUGCCGUCGCGGGGGGGACGUCGAGUAAGACGCCCACGGCGACGGCGGUGGAGACGGGUCCAACGAGUAUUGUGAAGGGGUCGGGUGCGAAGAGGCGCGCGGAAGAAGCUGAUGCGCGGUUGGCGCCAAGGAUGGAGAGUCCCUUACCUAAUGUGGCGGAACCUACGGGAAUACACGCCUCCUCAUCUACCCCCCCAACUUCUACUCCCACCUCCUCUUCCUCAUCCGCCUCCGCAGCAAAAGCAGCAGCGGCGGCGAACUUCACCGUAACAGGAUCAACCCUCGACUUCUCCCGCACCGCCGUCCUCUACAUCCUCCAAACCCUCUCUCUCGACGCUGCAGCUGUUGCACAAACGAAAAUCACGUUGUUUUUGGUGGGGAAUGUGUAUACAGGGAUGGGGAACGUGACGGUGGGGAAUGGGGUGAGCGUUGAUUUUCUUGGGCGGAAGGUUGAUGCGGGGGAGGGGGUGGUGGGGGGUGGGGGUAAGGCGAAGAAGGAUUGA
Pseudogymnoascus destructans is the source of this 3499-nucleotide messenger RNA. RefSeq lists its product as uncharacterized. The coding region runs from base 851 to 3499 and encodes 882 amino acids. The record is from RefSeq and is a predicted model, not a curated record. NCBI's taxonomy places the organism in Eukaryota, Fungi, Ascomycota, Leotiomycetes, Thelebolales, Thelebolaceae. The transcript is spliced from 2 exons.